Molecule: messenger RNA, 1115 nt
Organism: Mytilus californianus (California mussel)
Lineage: Eukaryota; Metazoa; Mollusca; Bivalvia; Mytilida; Mytilidae
Product: serine/threonine-protein kinase mos-like
Exons: 1
Coding region: 21-1088 (355 amino acids)
Biological process (GO): protein phosphorylation
Molecular function (GO): protein kinase activity; ATP binding
Source: RefSeq, a predicted model, not a curated record
GUAAGGUGGAUCUAUCCAAAAUGCAGAUAAAAAAUGAACAUAAUUUGUGUAGUGUAGUUAAAGGCAAAAAAUAUUCAUUAAGUUCACUGAAAGGAAUAAACCAAUGCCAACAUAUUUUACGGAAAUACAAACUUUUCCGUAAGAAGUUGGGACAGUUCGCUAAGAGGAUUGUAAUGCCUGUUUUGGCACAGAAAGAAAAGCAGAGAGAUGAAUUCAAACGUCCCCAUGCUAUAGUUUGCACAAGACACAGAAAUGCAUCCUUUAGGAAGGAAGAAGUCGUUCUUGGACGCUUGCUUGGCACAGGGGGUUUUGGAUCAGUUUACAGAGGCAAAUACAAAGAUUCAACUGUGGCCGUGAAAGUAAUGCACAGAGUAACGAAAAAUCCUGCCGCACAGCUGGAAAGCUUCAAAGCUGAGCUUAACACGAUAGGAUUCGACCAUGAAAAUAUUGUCAAAACUAUCACAGCUACAUCUUUGGAAACUUUUGAUCAAGGUGCUUGGAUCGUUAUGGAGUAUGCUGGACAUCGUACAUUGCAAAGUCUUGUAGAUGACGAUUCCGUUUCCCUAGGACCACGUCGCAGGGUCAAAUUUGCUCAACAGAUUGCAGAAGCUCUAAAGUAUGCACAUGAUAUGAAAAUUGUUCAUCUGGAUUUAAAACCAGCAAACAUUCUCAUAACUCCGGGUGGCCGAUGCAAAGUUGCAGACUUUGGUUGCUCGCAAAAAGUGGAAAUUGACACGGGAAUUUUCAGUCCAACACAAAGGUCCAUAUUGACUGGUACUUUUGCUUACAGAGCUCCAGAACUAUUAAAAGGUGAAGCUCCGUCUAAAAAGGCAGAUAUUUAUGCAUUAGCUGUCAUAAUGUGGCAAUUGUUGAGUCGACAGACUCCAUUUAGUAACGAAAACCAACACGUAGUUAUUUUUGGUGUGGUAGCAUAUGGACAGAGACCUAAGCACCCAGAAAUUGAGUUUGAUCCGUUUGAAGAAUCUUAUAGAGACCUGUAUUCACAGUGUUGGCUACCUUGUCCUUUAGACCGACCAACGGCUGGUGAAAUUGCGGAAUUGUUGAACAUAUGGAGAGGUUACAUGUAAAGUGUUGUGAAAAGAAUAUUUUACUUA